AUGGCGAACUGGAAGGAAACUGGUUAUGUGGCCGCCUCCGACGGCGACGUUUCUGACGGCGAAAUAUCCACCCAGGAGGAGUUAUUGGGAUCGCCGGAGCCCGAGAAAAUUACGGAACUUAAGGACGAAGACCGGGCAAAUGGAAGUGCUAGAAUUGAGACCGGAAAAAUACAGGAUGAAGCUGAAGGGGGCGUGGAAGAGAGGGAUAUGGCAUUGAAUGAUGAUGCAACGGGGGGUGGUCUACCUGGACCUUCAAGCAGAAUCGGCGAGGUUGGAAAAGGUAUAUCGGGAAUUGGCCAGAGCAGUCAACAUGAGGAGCUGGAGCCAUCUGAAGAAGUCCGUGAGAUUGGGAAGGAAUUUGAAUCACAACCCGAGCUCGGAUAUGUCGAUAAGAGAAAGGAAUGGGAUGAAGUUUCGGUUGUGGACUUGUCCGCUCCGGAUUUGGAGGAGCACGAUGAGUCCCCCGUGCGAGCUAGAGCAAUGGAUUGCGGAGAAGACGAAGUUAUGCUCAACUUAGACAACCAUGAGGAGAAUCAGGUCAAUCGCCCGAUAAGCUCUUCGCCUGAUCCGGUGACUGGGGAGGGACAACAUAGUUUUAAUAGUCGAGUGGUGUGUUACUCUCUACCCCCGGAUAGAUUGCGCAUUGCUGACAAUAACUAGAGGCACGCUACUCCUCAACCAAGAACGCCCCCGAACCCAAGCAGGGGUGACUCGACGGCUGCAUCUUCUCCUCUAUCAUCGCCGCCUUCUGUUGUGCUAACGCCGCCCUCGAUCAUUGCUGCACGAACUCCACCCCGCCGUGUUGGUUUCUCGGUUGUCAUUCCUGUGGCAGGGGGAAGGAGGGAAGAAGUAGUAAUACCUCCGGAUGAUGAUGCACCACAGUAUUACCGAAGCCUCCGUGCACGCAAGCCAAUCCAGAAGAAUCCAUAUCUGAUAGAGCAAGAACGAUACCGCCAGACACUAAAGGCUCGAGGUGUCCGACCAGUACGAAUUAGUGAGGUUGAAGAGGAAACAAAUGGAGGGCUUGGUGCAGAUGAGGACUCCCAAGAGCGCGACUAUGUAGCGCCCCCGGAACCGGAGAAUGACGAAAGUCAGUUCGUGUCGGUGCCAUCCUGCGGUAGGGAUGGAUCCGGAGGACAGGGUGAUACGCCGGUAGAUAUUUAUGACUUUGAGGAGUUCCCUGAUGCUGCGAGCGCUUUAUGGGAGAGGCCUAGGCCUAAUAGUGCAUUGGCAGAUGGCGUGAAGCGGCGCAAAGUAAACCAUACAUAUUCAAAACGCCCGUAUGCAAAUACUGCCGGACCUCAGCUGAGUGCAGGUCAAAGUGCCGGGAAUGCUCGUUUAACCCCCUCCAGCAUCCGGGAAGAAGUCGAUGAAAACGGAAGAGACGUAUAUGAGUUGCCUGAGGACUCGCCCCAGAGACAAUCUCGAACACCACUUGCGCAGACAUCACCUAAUGGGUCACCUACUAAAAAUACCCCACAGCAACCUGUUCAAGAACGGGGUAUAAAAAGGGGAGGCAUACUUUCUCUUCUUGAUUCAUCAUCUGAUAUUGAGCCGACACCUAGUGGCCGAAGGAGGCCUCGGCUUAUUUCGCCCGGGUCGGAAGAUUGUGAUACUCCUCGAGCCCGUCCCGCGAGAACUGUGCUUGAAUUACCUUCAUCUCCGCCUGAAGGAGAGCUCACUCCAUCAGAGUCAGACGAUGAAUCACAAGAAGUCCGUCGUUUGCAACGCAAGACAGCGGGUGUACUUCCUGCCUCUUGGUGGAAACUCGAUAAGAAGCAGCAUCCUGGCUCAACGAAUGAUCCUCGCCGUGAUCGGAGAAGUUCAACUCCAGCACAGGAUCUCACUCCCCGACCUGGCGUAGCGAGAGCAAAGAUUACUUCUAGGCCAAGGUCUCCAGCCGGUGCCACUUUUCUCCCUAGUGAUGACUCAGAUGAUUCAGGCGGACCGGCGAAUAUACAACCUCAAGCGCCUCCUUCGGGCCGUCCGAGACUCCUUCAUCGCCAACGUCAGAUUGAGGUAAUCGAAAUUGAUGAUGUCGUAGAGGAUGAUAGAAUCGACCGUAUGCUUCCGGUAGCUCAGCGGAAUAGCGGGCCUAGAAAACGGAAACAGAGGGACCAGAACGGGCCAUCCCGAGCACCUCAGGGUAUGAGCGCUGGCAGGCCUGGUGGUGCUAGGAAUUCUGGGAGUGGUUCGCGCCUUCAGCAGCCGAGGAUAACAAACCAUCUAGGCACAUGGAGGAAGCCUACUAAAAGAAAACCGAAGGCCCCUCGGUUAGGGGUCAUAGAUGCGGUGAGGCAUCAUCGAACUACUAAUCCUGAGAUAUCUCCCCCAGCCUUUCUCAAGGUUGCCACUAGAAGUGCAAGGGGGAGGAGGUCAAAAGGAAGGCAAGACCCGUCAAAGAAGGUCUUCCGAUUGGACACUGCGGCAGACACGCAGGAGGUGCAGAGCGUUCUGAGAGAAUGGAGGGAAGGCACCAUAGCCAUCAGAGUACAUGAUUCCCCAGAUGAAGGCCCUACUGACGAUGCUCCUCCGGUGAGAUCACCGUCACCCACUAUGGACCAAUGCCCCGCUGGGGUGCUGGGCUUGGAUCUCGGACUUUCCUCAGUAGGAGCGAGCGCUUCCCGGCGACCACGACCUAGGCAGACUACUCUCACUAAUAUUAUGCGUACACGGCCGCUAUUGUGUAGGGUUAAUGGUGCCUAUAGCUUGCGUCAAAAGGGCCAAAUGCGAUUGAAUGUGACGGCUGCGCCAGCAAGACCAAAUGCCAUCACACAUCGGCCAUUUUUUAUGCCCGAGCCUGCACAGUUCGAGAAAGAUGAGCUACCGGGUAUCGCGUCCGCAAGACCCCGGAAAGUGCCUCGGCAGAGGCAACGACCAAAUCUGGCCGAGCUGUUACGGACAACAGCUCGAAGGCACCGCAACCUGGGAAGAUUUAUGGAUGAUGAAGAUUUGGUUAAUCCACUGCCAAUUAUACGCAGCGAUCCCAAGCCUGCCCCAGCUCCAAUCCCCAAGGCUGUGAAACCUCCUCGGUCCCGGCGAAAGCGUACGCCGAUGAGAGUUGAUGCUGAAACUAUUGAACGACGUCAGCCUCCUCCGGAAGAUCGAGUCAUCGUUGGUGAUGCGGAUGAUGAAUCGUCUCCCGAGCUAGCUCUAAACACAACCAUAGAUGAAAAGCCUGUACUUGCCGGAUUAUUGCCCUAUGGCAGCAAAUACACAUUAUCUUUCGAUGCAAUUCCACUCAAACCCGGAACAAUCUUCAAUAGUGAGACGUUCAUAGGAAAUGGAGGUUUAUCCAAAGCCUUGAAUUCCAAACUUCAGGCCUUCAACCACAGUAGCAGUUUUCGUUUUGGUAGUAAACUCGUUCGUUGGGCCGUUUACGAAGAUUCUAUGGCGACGGAGUUUGAGUCGAUCAUGCAGGAUAUCGCAGAAUUUGUAGAGAGAGCAUGUGAGGGGGGUGACAAUGUUGAGGCCCAUAUGUCGGCUGCUCGGACCUACUCGUUUUACGUCUUCUUCUCAAACUAUCUUUACCAGGUGAUAUCUUUCUCUGACUCCAUUGACCUGAUAUCUUUUGGUCAACGAAUAUUGCAGGCUAUCAAUGCAUCCUGUGACCGGGUCUUACCGGUCCUGGGAGGGAGCACACCUCUUAGUUUAAACGAGGCGUCCACGCGCUUGGCGGUCCAGCUCCAUGUCUUUGGCUUGUUGUUUGCUUUUCAGAUAUAUAAACUGGCGUCCGAGGAUCCUGAAGCCCGGGAGCGACUAGAGCUGAAUAGGACGAUCAGGAGACUAGGACAUCAAUUGCUUGGCUGCCUCUUAAGAUGCGGCUUUGAUGCUAUUAGGGAAUGCUACGAGGAUCAGCGAGUGAUCGCCAACUACGAGCGUGGGAUAGAUCCAAAGCACUACCUCGUUGAGUCCUGGGUUAUCGCGAUAUACGCAUUGGAUUCAGUUCACUAUCAGGAUAUUAGUUUUUGGCAACUGUUAAAUAACGAAUUGCGGCCUCUAGAAAUUGAGCGGGCUUUAGAUAUACGAAUCUUCGAGAAGCACUGGUGUAGAAUCUGGGCAAUCUUACCGCUAUACCAGUUCGAUGAGUUUGGAGCUGUCCAAGGGCCGGUGAGGGAUGGAAACCUCUCUGAGAAUUGGGCACUUUUGAGAGUUCUCAUUAGUCGACCUCUGAAAGUGUACAACGCAAAUGUGGCAGGGCAUUCUGGCACAAUCAAUGCCUACUGUAGGACACUAUAUGCACGAUGUCAUCACCUUAUUACGAAGUGGGGAUGGUUGAAUACCGAUAUUAUCAUUCCGGUACUUUACGAAUUCUUUGCGAGCAAGAGCUUAGCCAAUCUAAGGAACGAGGAGACCUCCGGCUCCCCGGAUUUCCUCCAAAAUCUCGACGGCAGUCCGUCUCUGCAAAUGCGGGACUCCGACCCUUGCUUCCAUCUGCUGUUGAAGAUUGUCGGCUUGGGCCUUCAUGCAAUGAGGGCAUCAACGCCAAUCAACAAGGUUGGGAAUCUUGUCAAUAGGCUGAUGCCAAACCACCGCCGCAAAUAUCCCAAGGAUGAGGAGCUCCAAGUAGAAAACCUUACCGCAUUGCGAAACCACCAUGACCUACUCUCAACACUUUGGUGGGCCUCUCCGCCUCGAUGCCGUCCUCCACUGGAGGCAAUCUGGUAUCUGGUGGACCCGGAUCUGUCGCAUCGGCAAGCUUGCAUCGUUAGUAUUAGAACCUGGCUGAAUCUUAUGCGCUUUCAGCUGCACAGCGGUGAGGAUCUGGGCUCCUUGAAGCCGUUCAUGCAGUGGUUCGACCACUUUACAAGCUCGGUCUUGAAUCAGCACCAUGCCGCACGGAGUGAGGCGGAAAGGCACUUUAACGCGGUAAAGGGGAGGGGUGAUACGGAGUUAACGGAAGACAUUAUGGAGGAUAACAUCCGCCGUAAUCAACAACAACUCGAGGGUACCCUUAUUGACGCGUUGAAGUCAUUGCGCACUGCACUAGCAGGAAUUAAAGGACAGACACAGAGCGCGACUAUAAUUCUCACAAAAGGUAUUUACCCCUGGUCGGUCAUUGUUGUGGUACAUAAACUAAGUAAAGGGCAGCCUCCACUGCGAAUGUAUUGAAUUCUUACGGCCGACUCUCGAAUAGACUGAUAUUCGAAGCUCUUGAUUUGAUCCAGCAGUAUUUGGUCGUUAUUAAGAGUGCCGACGAAUCCGCUGGUGUUUCCGUUCAAGCAAGUGAGGACAGCCAGGACUACGGAGACUGGUCGGGAUUCGACGAUAUCAUGAUUAGGGCUGAUCAAAAGGCAGCAGCUGAGGUAUGGGCCCAGGCUUCUAUUAUUAUUUUUCACAGGCGUUCAAUUAACAAUAUUAGCAAUUGUCCGUUACUGUAUACGAAGCAUUACAUAGGAUGCUCUCCAACUGCUUUGGUAGCGAUAUACAACCAGAAGAUAGUUUACUAAUCAAAACCGUUGAUACAUGGGCUCUAGUCAUUGGAUUUCUAGUCCGACACGGGCUGAAGGUAGGUUGGUGCUCUCUUGAUAAGGCCAAUGAUGCUAACUGAUCCGCCAGAACUGGGACGCAUAUCUUGAUCAAUAUAACCCAGAGUCAUGGGCAUCACUCCGUGACACGGGGCAGACUCGAAAGUUCACGGCGUAUUUCAUUCCGAAAGUGAUACAGUCGGGACCAGAAAUAUACGAGCCCAACAAGACGACGUUUAUAUCCUUCUGGUUGAAGACGUUAGUGGAAAGGGAGUCACUGCUCAAGUUCCAGAACGAGUAUACUGCGACUCUCCUCAACUGUGAUCCUACUAAUCCAAUUCUUGCAAACCCACCAUUCGUGCGUGACGAGGUGAAUGGAGAGUUCAAAAUCACCCUGGCCGACUUCCGAGCUCGACGUUUAUCUUUAAUAUCCAGUAAGUCAUACAACCUCAUCACUCCUGGCGCCCGAUUAACAUCCCCACAGCAAUCCUCGCAAACAUGCGGGAGAACUACGAAGAAACCCACGACGACUCUGCGCAACGAGCCCUAACGCUCAAACUCGAGUACUCAGAGAUGCUAAAAUCCAUGAUGAAGUCCAUGAAGGAGAUCUAUCAAGUACUAUGCCCGCACAUCUAUCGAUGCACCAUGGUUCUAAUGUAUGAGCAGGAAAUCCGAGCGAAAUCCGCCUCGGGCGCAUACGUCGAAUUUGUGCAGCAAGUGGUUGAGUACCUGCAGCAGCACUCGACCGACAUCGUGGCGAUCGACCGCUUCUUCACCGAUUCGAGUGUGUUCCCGCUGCCGUCCGCUGAUCCUACGUACGUCGUUGGUCGGCUCAAGAGUUACGGCCAGAAGCUCGCACACCAGCGCAUGCACAAGCAACUCACCAGCUUUUUCCAAUCCGUCUGUGAGCGUGCGGCGAUCGAUGGGCAGCAAGAGUACCUUGUUCACCAACUCACCACUGCGCUGUCCGGGGAAUUGGAAGUGGGCACGGCACAGAAGCCCAGCCUGCGGUCGCUGUUUAUGGAGGCGAUAUUCCCGGCGUAUAUCGAGUCUAUGUUUACUAACCCUGCGGGGUGGAUACUCUGCACGCCACUACUCCAAGCCACUGAGAAUAUACUUGCAAAGCUCUGGUUAGACGUAGACUCUACAAUGGAUGCUUGCGUCCAAUCCGUGGCAUCUAUGUUAACAGCCCUCCUAAACUCAAUCCACGCAUCACUAAGCAGACUCCCAACCCCGGAAAUCCUCUCUUCAUCGAUAAACACCGCAAUCUACACCUUAUUUCUAAAAAUCUUAACCCGCGCAAUCCCCCUCCUAGACACCAUCUCCCCAGCCCCCCACCACCCAGCAUACGAAACUGCGAAAAAUCUAACGACCCACGCCGCCGCCAUCCCGCAGCACAUCUCGAACCCAGCUAUCCCACUCCUCCCCCUUCCCUCUUCCCCCCCCGACCCGACCCCCGCUCCACUAACAAACACGAAGUCAACAACAAUUGCAACACUAACAAAAACCCUACGCACAGAGUGGAACCUGCAUAACGGGAUCUGGUACGUUACGCGGCCUGCCUCUCAGCGGGAAGUGCUGGCGCCGAAGCUUGGGGUGGAGAGGGAGGAAUUGGGAAGAGUCGUCGAGGGAUUACUUAGGGUUGCCGCGAGGAGUGAGUGGAUGGAGGGGUUGGUCAGGGGGUUGGAUUUGCGCGUUUGGAGGGAGGAGAAUAUGAGGGGCGGGAGGAGGAGGGAUGGAGCAAUUGGGGGGGUGUUUGUUUAGUUUAGGUUUCUGAUAGUGUAGUAUAUGGGUUUGUGGGGGAUUGUUGUGUAUUCGGUGUUUGGUUUGAAUGUGCUUUGGAUACUUGUAAAGUUGCGGGCACGGAUUUAGUAUGGCGAGGGUUAACUUUUGUUGGAGAUUCUUGUUAUGAUUGGGAUAGAUAUGGAUAGAUAGGGUAAUGCCAUGCAUGGCUUCGGACUUUGAGACAUCGUGAAUUCGGAUAUCAAUGCUUACGCGUGAUGAAUGCUAACAAAUGGGGAUAUGGUUUAGUGGUAUAAUACCUCUUUAGCAUAGAGGUGGUCCGGCGUUCGAUUCGCCGUAUCUCCAAUUUUUUUUCAGUCUUCGCUCUCGCGAACCGCCGGAUCUUACGCCAGAAUUAACGAGGAUAUAUUGACGCCAGUAAACAGAAAACACAGUAGUCAAGUCCACAACCCGUCCUCCCGCAGCAUCAUCCGUCACGGUCCCUCGCCGCCGACCCAUAGCACCCCCUAACUAACCGGUUCAGGCCUCUGCGAAAACAGUAUUUUCCACCUCACAAUCUCCAAAAUCUCCAACUCCUCCCCUUCCCACCCUCGGUCCUCGCCCCCACCGCCGGCGGAAUUGUCCCUCCUCUGCAGAACCCCGAACGGCGUAGCCAGCUUCUUCACCUCGCCUGUGAGCCGCUGAUGCCUACCGACAUAUAAGUGGACCCACUUGGAAGACGUUAGGUCGCCAUCUGGAAAGACCAGUCUGCCGACAGGGGUCUCGUAGCUCUGUUGCUGCGAGUCGGAGGCGGUGGUGGUGGGGGGCUGUGGUUGUUGGGGGAGGUUUAUGGAUCCUUGGAUUUCGAUGAUUGCGAGGCCGGAGGGGGUAUGCAGGAGCUGUGGAAGGGGGUUUGUUGGUGGGGGAGGAGGGGGUGAGAGGGGGGUCGGAUGGAGGGUUAUUGACGGCAUGUCUGUUUUUUUUGCUUGGUUUUGUUGUUGAGAAAGAGAUUGAAGAUUGGGGUGAAAAUGUGGUAAAGACAGUGAGUGAGUCGCUUAAGUCCCCCUUAUCGAUAACGAAAUCCCUAACCCUACCUACCUACACCUUCCCACCCUUCUUCUGGCGGAUAACUCCAUCCCUCUUAACCCUCUUCUUCUCCCUCUCCACCCCCCGCAAAAACCUGCUGACUGUCCUGACUCCCACCCCCACGACCGCUCCUGUUACCCCCGCCUCGUCCCAUAUCUCCCGCACCGACGCCCACGGCCACUCCUCACGGAUCUGCACUAGGCGUCGCCGAUCCUGCUCUCUCAGCCCCUUCUCCGGUUGUCCGGGUCGCGGACGGAGUUCUCGGUUGCUCUCCCAGCGCUUGACGAUCGUUAUGGCUUCCGUUUUGGAGACGUUGGUCUCCUCGGAUAUGCUUCGGUAAGAUUUUCCCUGUGCGCGCUUUGCGAUUAUGAGGAUCCGUUGAUCGAGGGUUAG
This is a messenger RNA of Tuber aestivum (summer truffle), 8669 nucleotides long. The record is from the annotation of a GenBank genome assembly. NCBI's taxonomy places the organism in Eukaryota, Fungi, Ascomycota, Pezizomycetes, Pezizales, Tuberaceae.